Messenger RNA from Benincasa hispida (wax gourd), 801 nucleotides. RefSeq names its product large ribosomal subunit protein eL19x-like. NCBI's taxonomy places the organism in Eukaryota, Viridiplantae, Streptophyta, Magnoliopsida, Cucurbitales, Cucurbitaceae. Gene Ontology annotation, cellular component: cytosolic large ribosomal subunit; ribosome. Gene Ontology annotation, biological process: translation. Gene Ontology annotation, molecular function: structural constituent of ribosome; RNA binding. The record is from RefSeq and is a predicted model, not a curated record.
AAUUUAUUUUAUCUCACGCUCUUUCAAGUUUGCUAUAGUGACCCAUCAAGAAGAACCCAGUUCAGUUUUGAGGAGAAGCCACCAUAAGCAGCACCAACAAUGGUGUCCCUCACCCUACAAAAGCGGCUUGCCGCCAGCAGCCUCGACUGCGGCAAACGUCGUGUAUGGCUUGAUCCCGCCGAGACCGUCACCAUCUCCUUAGCCAAUUCAAGAAUGAGCAUCAGAAAGCUCAUAAAAGAUGGCUUGAUCAUCAAAAGAUUGACAACAACUCAUUCAAAAUCGCGAUCUCGACGACGCAGCGAUGCAAAAUCGAGAGGACGACACUCAGGGAAUGGAAAACGAAGAGGAACAAAGGAAGCAAGGUUGCCUACAAAGCUGUUAUGGAUGAGAAGAAUGAGAGUCCUGCGAAGAUUACUGCGCAAAUACAGAGAAUGUGAGAAGAUAGAUAAGCAUAUUUAUCAUCAAAUGUAUAUUAGAGUGAAGGGAAACGUCUACAAAAACAAGCGUGUUCUAAUGGAAAGCAUUCACAAAGUCAAGGCUGAAAAAGCAUCAGAAAAAACACUUUCUAUUCAGUUGGAGGCCAAGAGAGCAAUAAAUAGUAAAGCUACCGUAAGGUUGUAAACCAGAAAGAUUACUCUACCAUUAAGGCUCUGGCUGUGACAAUAUUCACACAUUCAGGGCCUGUCUUCCUUUUGAGGGAAGCUCAAUAAAACAGAUGGUUAGAUCAUAAAUAUAUGAUGGCCAUUUUACUUUCACAACUUCAUAUGUAUUUGUAUGUUACACAUGAGUUUUAUGUUGUAA